AUUUAAUUUAGGUUCAUAAUUCAUUAAUGUUCGCUAACCUUCCUGGAAAAGUAGCAUUGAUCACUGGUUCAACAAGCGGCAUUGGUUUGUCUGUUGCAAAGAAAUUGGCAUCUCAAGGUGUUCAUAUCGGACUCAAUGGAUUUGCAAAGCCAGAGGAAGUCACAGCCAUCAGAAAAGAAAUAGAGGGCUAAUUCAAAGUAAAGACAUUCUAUCACGGCGCAGAUUUGAAGGAAGGACCAUAAGUAGAUUUCACAAAUAUCGAUAGGUUAAAAGUAUGGUGUAGGAAACAAGCAAGGCUUUAGGAAGUGUUGAUAUCUUAGUCAAUAAUGCUGGAAUUCAAUACAUUGAGUCAGCAGUAAACUUCCCAGAGUAGAAAUUCAACGACAUUAUAGCAAUAAAUCUCACUGCUGCAUUUCUUACAACCAAAUAUGCAUUGCCAUAAAUGCUUGAUAAAAAUUGGGGUCGUAUCAUCAAUAUCGCAAGUGUUCAUGGUAUUGAAGUUAUUCUCAUAUGAUAGGGUUGGUCGCUUCUGUGAAUAAGUGUGCAUAUGUGGCUGCAAAACAUGGAAUUGUUGGAUUAACAAAGGCAACAGCUCUUGAGGUUGCUAAGACAGGAGUUACUAUCAAUGCAGUUUGUCCUGGAUGGGUAAUGACCAAAUUGAUUGAGACACAAAUCUAAUAAAGGGCUGAUUAAUAUAAGAUAUCAUUUGAAGAAGCUUAAAUCAAAUUAUUAGAAGAGAAAUAACCCUCUGUCACUCCAGUGCAAACUGAAUAGUUGGGAGAUUUGAUUACAUUCUUAUGUUCAAAUUCAGCUUCACAAAUCAAAGGAUCCACUUAUACCAUGGAUGGAGGAUGGACAGCAUAAUGAUCUAUAAAAUAAUUAUAUAAAAGUUAAU
Molecule: messenger RNA, 895 nt
Organism: Paramecium octaurelia
Lineage: Eukaryota; Ciliophora; Oligohymenophorea; Peniculida; Parameciidae
Source: the annotation of a GenBank genome assembly